CUGGAAAGUGUUUGUGGCAAAGGCAGCUUUUGCACUUGACCUGUGGUGCUCUCAGUUUGAGGUGGAUCUGUACCGAAACCAGUCAGCCUGCCAGACUCCCCUGGACCGGCAGUACUAUGAGGAGAUCCUGAAACUGGAGAAGGCUGGAGGUCGGAAGAACCAUCGCAUCUUCACCUACACUGAUCAUGACCGAUUCACCAACCUAGAGGAGCACUGUCAGAAGGUAACUGACUCAGAUCAUGAGGUGCCAUCGUAUCUGGCGGAGAGGAUGGCCAAUGUGAGGAGGAGAAGACAAGACCGUAGGCCGAUAGAAGCAAGUUCUCUGAAGUCAAAAAUCAUCACCUGGGAACCCUCAGAAGAAUUUAUAAAGAACAACCAUGUGAUUAAUACUCCUGUCCAGACCAUGUACAUCAUGGGAGACUUGGGACCUUAUGGGAAGCUCGGUCACAGGGAGUAUGAACAUGUUCUUUGCACAAUCAAGGUGGAUGGCAAUGGGGUGAUCACAGUGAAGCCUGACUUUACUGGCACCAAAGGAGGCUACCGGAUCGAGCUGGAUGGAGAGAAGCGAGAGGUGUGGAAGUACACCAUUGAGAAUGCGUCUGUCCAAGUGCAGCCAGAGGAGGAGGAACGCGAGCAGCGUGUGUUCAGAGACCUGUAUGGUCGGCACAAGGAAUACCUCAGUGGUCUCAUAGGCUCUGAAUUUGAAAUGACUCUUCCUGGCACACUGCGGCUUUUUGUGAAUGGAGAAAUAGUUUCAGCUCAAGGCUAUGAGUAUGACAACCUCUAUGUUCAUUUCUUCCUGGAGCUGCCUAACCACUGGUCAAGCCCUGCGUUCCAGCAGCUAUCAGGAGUGACACAAACCUGUGUCACCAAGACAGUGGACUGGGAUAACGUGGCAUACUUCUGCUACCCCUUCACUUUGGAGAUGUUUUUCACCCAAGGAGACGAAUCGGAAGAUAGUCUCCCGCAGUGGCCUGUUCUCUAUUUUGAGGUCCUGUCCCUGGAUUUCUGGCAGAGGUAUCGCGUUGAAGGAUAUGGUUCUUUGGUGCUGCCAACGUCUCCAGGUCUCCACAUGCUCACCAUCCCGACCUGGCGACCUGUGGAGCUGGGGACAGUCGCUGAGCUGAGGAGGUUUUUCAUUGGUGGAUCUCCUGAGCUGGAGGACAUAACCUACGCCAGGAUACCAUCAACCUUCAAGGGAGAGCGUCUGAGCCGCUUUGGUUUUCGCACAGAGACAACAGGGAGCGUCAUGUUCCGGCUCUACUGCCUGCAGCAAUCUAAAGCCUUUCUGGAAACCAGUGCCCUGAGGCAGCGCAUGCAGAGUGUGUUGGACCGGCUUGGAGGCUUCAGCCAGCAGAGCUCAGUCUACAGUGUUUUGGAGGCUUUCCAGAGGGCACGGCGACGGAUGCAGGAAGCACGCAAGAGCCUUCCUCAAGACCUCAUCAGCACCUCUGCCUCCACUGUGCACCAGUCGCAGGAUCUGUGA
Molecule: messenger RNA, 1486 nt
Organism: Antrostomus carolinensis (chuck-will's-widow)
Lineage: Eukaryota; Metazoa; Chordata; Aves; Caprimulgiformes; Caprimulgidae
Gene: MKS1
Product: MKS transition zone complex subunit 1
Exons: 15
Biological process (GO): cilium assembly
Cellular component (GO): MKS complex
Source: RefSeq, a predicted model, not a curated record